AUGUCAAUCUCUUUAUUAUCACAUUCUCAGUUUUACAUCUUUUCAGAUAGAAAACAACAACAUCCAACCAAAACAAAAAAUGCUUUUCAAUUUGCAAGACAUUUUAAAAGUAACCAUUGUGGUAAUAAAAGAUGGAAAAUGAAUAAAAAUAAAAUCAUUAUAUUAAUAACCUUACUACUGUGUAGUUGCUUUGUAAAAGCUGAAGUUGAAAAUACAGAAAAUUGUGGAGAGAAUUGUGGUCAGACUUGUACUUUUAAUUUUGAGUGUGCCUCUUUCAAUGCUUGUCAACAAGGAGCCUGUUUAGGUGGUAGAUGUUCAGUCGUCAGUGUAAAAUGUCCAGAAUUGCGUUGCGGUGUCAAUGGUACAUGUAAUGCCAUGACUGGAAAAUGUCAAUACAAUUGCGCAAGUGCCACCUGUUGUGACGACGGUAACGCCUGUACCAAAGACUCAUUCAGUGCAACCAGUGGUUGUGCCAAUACUCCAAUCCCAGGUUGUUGUAAUUCCAACAGCCAAUGUACCAAUACCAAUCCAUGUACUACCAAUGCCUGUGUAAAUAACAAAUGUAUAGCCUCUCCAAUUGCCGGCUGUUGCGAGUGUGACAACGACUGUGACGACAACAACAAAUGUACCAACAACAAGUGCUCCAACGGAAAAUGUGUUUCCACCCCAAUUCCAGGUUGCUGCAGCAAGAACUCCGACUGUCCAUCCGACAAAUGUAACACCGGAUACUGUGGAUUCGACAACAAGUGUUCCAGCCGUCCAACUGGUAAAUGUUGUACCUCCGACAAGGGUUGUGACGACAAGAACUCAUGUACUCUUGACAAAUGUAACGCUGACGGUAGCUGCAGCAACACGCCAAUUCCAAACUGUUGCACUUGCGACACUGAAUGCAAGAGCGAUGCCUGUUCCACUGCCUCCUGUAGCAACGGACAAUGUGUCACCAAGCCAAAGAACUGUGAUGACGGUAACAAAUGUACUUCCGACUCGUGUAGCAACGGUAAAUGUACCAGCACACCAAUUCCAAACUGUUGUAACUCUGUCUACGAUUGUAAGAACGGUCCAUCAUGUUCUACCGCCAGCUGUAUGAACAACCAAUGUUCCUACAAACCAAAGGAUUGUAGCGAUGGCAACAUCUGUACCUACGAUUCAUGUAACAACGCCACCAACUCUUGUAAUAACGUCAACAUUGCCGGUUGUUGUAACACCGCCAAUGACUGUGCCGCCAACUGUCCAGCCUGUUCCACCGCCGUCUGCUCCGGUAACAAAUGUACCUACACUCAAAUGGUUUGCAAUGACAACAACGCCUGUACCUCUGACCAAUGUGAUGCCGCCACCGGAAAAUGUAAAUUCACCCCAAUCCCAGGAUGCUGUAGCAACGCCAACGACUGCGCCAAGAAUGCUCCACCAUGUACCACUCCAUCAUGUAACGGUAACAAAUGUACCUAUAUCCCAAUGGUUUGUAACGAUAACAACGAGUGUACCAACGACCAAUGUGAUGCCGCCACCGGAAGAUACUCCUGUGACAAGGUCACUGGCUGCUCAAACAAACCAGUCGACUGUGUCGCCAAGGAUGCCUGCCACCGUGCAUCAUGCUCAAAUCAAGCUGGUUGCGUACAAACUCAAAUCACCUGUGACGACAACAACAAGUGUACCACCGACUAUUGUGAUGCCGUCAAGGGUUGCGUCUUUGUGCCAAUGAACUGCAAUGACAACAACAUCUGUACCUACGACAGCUGCUCGAACAGCACCGGCUGCAGUCACACCAACAUCGCCGGUUGUUGCGCUUGUGACAACGAUUGUGACGACAAGAACAAAUGUACCGACGACUACUGCAAGGACAACAAAUGUUACCACAAGGACAACGGAAACUGCUGUAAGGUCGACACCGACUGUAAGGCACCAGUCGACGCAUGUUCGAUCAGAGCAUGUGCCAACGGUAUUUAUAGUAUAGUUCUUUGUGAUUUCUCACCGGAUUCAUACGAUGAUGGUAAAAUAUGUUAUGGAUCAAACGCUACUUCUAAACAAUUAGUUGGUGAUUCAAAUCUACGUCGAGAGGAAUGGCGAUACACCCGAUCUGACCACUGGCAACCAGACGGUGGUCAAUGUUCUCGAUACGCGUCUGCAUGUCGCUACGUGCAUGUCGCAUCUGCUCGCUGUCCAUUUAGUUUAGUUUAA
Messenger RNA from Heterostelium album PN500, 2175 nucleotides. RefSeq lists its product as uncharacterized. NCBI's taxonomy places the organism in Eukaryota, Evosea, Eumycetozoa, Acytosteliales, Acytosteliaceae. Bases 1 to 2175 code for a protein of 724 amino acids. The record is from RefSeq and is a predicted model, not a curated record. The transcript is spliced from 7 exons.